AUGGAUGAGCGUGCGCCCUCAAGUUCACUACGCGGGAACGCGAUACAUCCAACACCGAUCAAGCCCGAAACCUACUACGGCGAAGGAACUUUCGAUCCGCCUAGUAGCGAUGAAGAGGCUGACGAACUACUCGAGAAGGGCGGCAGAGAAUCAUCAGAACAAGCGGAACGCGCAGGCAUGAGAAGUGCGAUGGUGGAUGGUGGUACUCUGUUGGUCGGAAUACGCAAGGCAAGACGACCCGCGUCUCUCUGCUUUCUGGUCGGUUCUCUUGUUACCCUGGUCACCCUUGCUGCUGUCAUAGGAAUCUUUGCGGCCCGCUCGUACACUGGGACCCCAUUCCGCAUCCAUGGCACCAAGCACAUUACCAUGGACCAUGUCUUCAAUGGGACCUUCUCUGCGCGAAGGGAAGGCAUUCUGUGGGUUCCGGAAGCUGGGGACGGUGUUUUCGCUACUCAGAUGGAUGGACAUCUCACUUUGGUCGACUUGAAGAGCAAUUUAACAAAGAAGCUCGUGGACUUCUCAGACCUGAAAGAUGAACACGGCCGUCGUCUGUAUCACUCGUCGUGGAAACUAUCGGCGGACAUGAGAUACAUGCUCCUCAAAGCAGAUACAGUCAAGCUAUGGCGACAUUCUAGCCACGGGAAUUACUACAUCCACGAUUUGCAGACUAAGAAUACCUGGCCGCUAGUUCCGCCAACAUACCCUCCCGUAACAACUUAUGCAACAUGGUCACCUACGGGCCAGCGAAUAGCAUAUGUAGUCAAUAAUGACAUCUAUGUGGUGCCUUCACCGUCUUCAUCCGCUGUGCCCAUCCGCGUCACUACCACCGGAAAUACUUCGAUGUUCAACGGCGUGCCUGACUGGGUGUACGAAGAAGAGGUUUUCUCGACCAACUAUGCCUUAUGGUGGUCUCCGGACAGCCAGAAUAUCGCAUUUCUUAGUCUUGACGAGACCGCUGUGGACGAAUACACCUAUCCCAUCUACAACCCGAAAAGCGAUUCGUACACUGUCGUCCCAUACCCUGAGCAGAUCAAGAUGAAGUACCCAAAGCCAGGUUAUGGUAAUCCGCUUGUAUCGCUUCAUAUCUUCCAGGUGGACAAGUAUAUGAAGAGUAGUACGAGCAGAGUUCGGCCAGCAGACGCCGUUACUGCCGCGUCACUUGCGCUUGACUGGGAUGGGAGGCAGUCUUCUGAUAACAGCAUUAUCUCCGAAGUUGCUUGGGUAGGUAAUGCGACGCUUCUAGUGCGGGAAGUGAAUCGAGCCGGAAAUAACGGCACGGUCGCCGUAUUCGACCUGACCAGGGCAGGAACCGGCCGUGGUCGCGUUGUGCGGCGGCUCGGCAAGGACGGUGAACAAGGUGACGACGGAUGGAUCGAUGCUGAUCAGAAAGUCUACCCCAUUUCUGCUGCUUUGUCGCCGAAUGGCCAUUCGGCUUACCUCGAUAUUGUACCCACACCCGAAGGCUACAAUCACAUUGCGCUCUUUAGCCCUGCCGACAGUAGCGCACCUCGAUUCCUGACAUCAGGCGAGUGGGAAGUGACCGGAGACAUUCUCGCUGUUGACGCAAAGCGCGGCCUCGUAUACUUCCAGGCGGCCAAUCCAUCGUCUCUCCAGCGACAUGUAUACUCUGUCCCAAUGCCUGCUAUCAGCUCUUCGGAAGCUGUCGCGCCCACCUCUCUGACGGACACAUCCAGCCCGGGAGUAUACAGCGCAGAAUUCUCUCCGGAAGGUGGAUUCUAUCUACUGUCGUAUCUGGGUCCUCAGCCGCCGUGGCAGAAAGUAAUUGAAAUCGGUAAACAUGGACUAGAGUUCGUGUUGACUGAGAAUCCUCAGCUUAAUGAUACACUUGCUCAGUUUGAGAUGCCCGUCGUCUCCUACUCGACAAUCGAGAGUGAUGGGUACGAGCUUAACGUCAUGGAAAUGCGUCCGCCCAGGAUGGACGAUUCCGGACGUACGAAAUACCCCGUUUUGUUUAGAGUGUACGGUGGCCCGGGCUCACAACUCGUCAGCAUGUCGUUCUCGCAUGAUUGGCAUGAUUAUGUCGCGUGCUCCCUUCAAUACAUAGUUGUAGUUGUCGACGGGCGAGGUACCGGCUACAAAGGCAGGAAGUUGCGCAACCCGGUCAAGGAUAAUCUCGGCUACUGGGAGACUCAAGACCAGAUUAACGCGGCAAAGAUCUGGGCUACGAAGGACUACGUGGAUCCCAAUCGCAUUGGCAUCUGGGGAUGGUCGUAUGGUGGCUUCAUGAGCUCGAAGGUUGUUGAGGCUGAUGCUGGCAUACAUACCUUAGCUAUGGCAGUCGCGCCUGUAUCCAGUUGGCGUCUUUACGAUUCCAUCUACACAGAACGAUACUUGAACACGCCGAGUGCAAAUCCUGAAGGCUAUGUGACGGCUUCCAUCUCAAAUGUCACAGGCUUCCACCACGUUGACUACUUGCUUGCUCACGGAAGCGACGAUGACAAUGUGCACUUCGCGAACUCGGCGCACUUGCUAGAUAUGUUCACAGCGGACAAAGUGAGGAACUUUGAGUUCCGAAUGUUCACCGAUAGCGAUCACAGCAUCAACCGUCGGGGUGCAAACCGGGAGCUGUACGAGUUCAUGACGGAUUUCCUAGUAGAAAGAUGGGGCAAAGGCGGAAAGCGGAGGAGCUGGUAACUUGUCAUCGAUCUCAGCAGACAUCACAGACUCUCGUAUUCCUCUCUCUUUAUCUGAUAAUCUAAACAGGAGCUCUCAGCCGUGUCUCUCUGUAUCAUGAACAAGGUCGGCCAUCCUUUUUGCCACGAAUUGCUCACUCGCAGAGCCUCCAUUGGACCAAUUCCUAGACGAUUUCAGGCUAGCUCUUAACACGUCAUUUUCAUGGAGUCCGGCCUGAUUGAGUCAUGUUUUCCAUUUUGUGCUUGUCGGUUCUUGCACACGUUGAAGUGUUGUACUGGCGAAGCAGCUACGAAGAAUACGCUUGUGUC
Postia placenta MAD-698-R-SB12 is the source of this 2963-nucleotide messenger RNA. RefSeq lists its product as hypothetical. Gene Ontology annotation, molecular function: serine-type endopeptidase activity; dipeptidyl-peptidase activity. The record is from RefSeq and is a predicted model, not a curated record. NCBI's taxonomy places the organism in Eukaryota, Fungi, Basidiomycota, Agaricomycetes, Polyporales, Adustoporiaceae. The coding region runs from base 1 to 2655 and encodes 884 amino acids. The transcript has 16 exons. Gene Ontology annotation, biological process: proteolysis.